Sesamum indicum (sesame) is the source of this 1809-nucleotide messenger RNA. RefSeq names its product transcription factor MYB102. The record is from RefSeq and is a predicted model, not a curated record. NCBI's taxonomy places the organism in Eukaryota, Viridiplantae, Streptophyta, Magnoliopsida, Lamiales, Pedaliaceae.
UUUUCUUCCAUGGAAAGCGAUGGACAGGUGGUAAAUCAGAAAUCCACCCAUCAUUACAGUCAGCUUAGUUUAUUACAUAAACACACACACAAGAAAAUUAAAGUUAAAAGUUAGUAUAUUAAUAUGUCCGUAAGUGAGAUAUAAAUGAGAAAAUAGUAUGUAGUGGGGAGUUUUUACCAGGAGAGGGGGCGGGGUUUGAUGAAUCCACGACUUCUCCGAAGAUUGGGGACACGUCGCCAAUGCAAGUAACAGGGACGGCACCAUCCUUUUGACCUCAAUUUCUUGUCUCUUCUUAUACAUCCAGUUUCUCCCAACUGUACAUAUAUAUAUAUACCCAAUCCCACUUACUACUUUCCCUGCGGACCUACAAAUUAUCUCUUCUCGUCUCUUUCUCAUCUCCUCUCCAGAGUAAACUUCCAACUAUAAACCAAUUUCAUCAUUUUUUUGUGGUAUUAUUAUCAAGAAAUAUAUAGGGAUAUGGGAAGGGCUCCUUGCUGCGACAAAAACGGACUCAAGAAAGGGCCUUGGACCCCUGAAGAAGAUCAAAAGCUCAUCGAUUAUAUACAGAAAAAUGGGUAUGGAAACUGGAGAACUCUUCCUAAGAAUGCUGGGCUGCAAAGGUGUGGAAAGAGCUGUCGGCUGCGGUGGACGAAUUAUCUCCGGCCUGACAUCAAGAGAGGACGAUUCUCAUUUGAAGAAGAAGAGACAAUUAUUCAACUCCACAGCAUUCUCGGAAACAAGUGGUCUGCAAUUGCCGCACGGCUCCCUGGAAGAACUGACAAUGAGAUCAAGAACUACUGGAACACGCACAUUAGGAAAAGGCUUCUGCGCAUGGGAAUCGACCCCGUCACUCACAGCCCUCGUCUUGAUCUUCUCGACCUCUCCACAAUCUUAAACUCAUCUCUCUACGCUAAUUCCUCAUCCCAAAUCAGUUUUUCAAGGUUAUUAGGGAUGCAAUCUUUGAUUAAUCCUGAGCUUCUACGCUUAGCCACUUCCCUCUUGUCCUCCUCCCACACCCAAAACCAAGAUUUCCUCGUACAAAACAACCCUCUGAUUAGAGAUAAUCCCCAUGUCUCUAAUCAAAUCUCCCAAUCCUUAAUCCAACCUUGUAUUCAGACACCAGUUCAGGAUUUGACAAUUCCAACUAGUUGUUUGGAUACAACACCUAACUCAUGUACUGUUUCACUUUCUAAUCAUGACCAAGCUCACCCUUUCAUGCAAUACGACAACGUUCAAGAUCUUGAUGCCGGGUUCGGGUCGCAAAAUUGCCAGCUAAAUGAGUGGCAACUGAGCGAUGGAUCAAUGCUUUCUACUCUGACAGAAGACUAUUUGCCGGUAACAAACUAUGGCUAUUACGGGUCGGAUCAUCAAUCCGUGGUGGACCCGGCUCCAUCAUCCGAAGCUUCAACUUUUCAACAAUCCAACAGCAGCAACAAUUUCAGCUUCCAAUCCGUUUUGUCAAAUAUAUCAACUCCGUCAUCAAGUCCAACUCCUCUGCAUUCAAAUUCAACUCACAAUAUUAACAGCAGCAGCACAGAAGACGAAAGGGAAAGUUACUGCAGCAACAUGUUGAAGUUUGAAAUCCCGGACAUCUUGGAUGUUAAUGAUUUCAUGUAAUGAUCAUGAUCACAAACUGUACCAAGUGAUACAAAUUGAGACAUUUUUUUCUUUUUCCUUUUUCUUUCUUCCUUCUUGGUGUAAUCGUGCUGGGCUUUUUCAGGACCCGUACCUCAUGUUAAUUUCUUGUAAAAAUUUCUGUUGGAGUUACAAACUUGUUCCAAAUUCUUCAAAUCCGACAAGACAGCCCCA